AUGGCUGUAUCGGAAAAUGCUGGUGUGAAAGUGGACUCUUCUGGUCAGAAUUCAGACAAGAACUCUGUUUCCGAAGCUAAGAUGAAGCCUCCAUGUCCUGAUGAUCAAAACCCUAAAUCCAAUUCCUCUCUUGGCCCGUCAAAGGAAUCGACCCAAAAUCCCAGUGAAGUGAAUCUCAAGAGUGAGAUUAGUCAUUCGGAUUCUACGUUUUCUAAGUUAAAUCCGUUGGCUAAGGAAUUUGUUCCUCGUUCACUGGCUCGAACCAACUCUGGAGUUUCGAGAGAUAGAUUAUGGUUUCCUAACAAUUUCGCAAUGGAAGCUAUUUCUCCUGAGGGGAAUGGCCAUUUUGGUACAAGGAGAAGGAAUUUCGGGCAAGGAAAGCAAAGGACGAACAAGAACACAAGCUUGGCUCAGAAUGAAGAUGUAAUCAGGAGAACUGUAUAUGUAGCUGACAUUGAUCAACAGGUUACUGAGGAGCAGCUUGCUAGUCUCUUUCUUUCUUGUGGCCAGGUUGUUGAUUGUCGUAUAUGCGGUGACAAGAAAUCUAAUCUCCGUUUCGCCUUCAUUGAGUUCACUGAUGAAGAGGGAGCUAGGUCUGCCUUGAGAAAAUCGGGUACUCUGCUUGGUUUUCAUCCUAUUAGGAUUCUUCUUUCCAAAACAGCUAUUGCGCCUGUUAACCCGAGUUUCCUUCCAACGUCUGAGGACGAGCGGGAGAAGUGUGUGAAGACUAUUUACUGUACUAACAUUGAUAAGAAGGUCUCUCAAAUGGAGUUGGAAGCUUUCUUUAAAGCACUUUGUGGGGAGGUUCAACAUCUGAGGCUGCUUGGAGAUUAUCGCCGCCAAACCCGCAUUGCGUUUAUUGAAUUCAAGCUGGCGGAAAGUGCUAUUGUUGCUCUUAAUUGCAGUGGUAUUGUCUUGGGAGGGCUCCCAGAUAAGCCCGUCAAAGACACCAAUUAG
Messenger RNA from Arabis nemorensis, 957 nucleotides. The record is from the annotation of a GenBank genome assembly. Lineage: Eukaryota; Viridiplantae; Streptophyta; Magnoliopsida; Brassicales; Brassicaceae.